Messenger RNA from Arthroderma uncinatum, 2688 nucleotides. RefSeq lists its product as uncharacterized. The coding region runs from base 1 to 2688 and encodes 895 amino acids. The transcript is spliced from 3 exons. The record is from RefSeq and is a predicted model, not a curated record. NCBI's taxonomy places the organism in Eukaryota, Fungi, Ascomycota, Eurotiomycetes, Onygenales, Arthrodermataceae.
AUGGUUGCAAGUCCGGAGAAUACUGACUAUGAAGCGGACACCUUCGAAGACGCACGAGACACAGCACAAGACAGCGAUAACCCGGGUGCCUACAAGGCCACUCGGUCCUUGACAGACCGACGGCCCUCUCACGACUCUGCCAGGGCUCCCACUACCCCCAUAGCCACCGAGACACCGAUCGAGCCGUUGGAACCGUUGGAAUCUCCAAGAGGCGAGAAUGGGCCUGGCUCUGUCGUAACCUCGCCCGUCUCACAGGUGGAGGAAGACACGCCUAGGAAACAGAAACUACCAAAGUCACCGCUGCUAACGACCCAUCGUUUAUCCUCAUCCUCCCUAGACGACGUCAAUCUCUCUAAUUCGAAGGAAGACGACAACACCAGCACUGGGUCUCCAUUGUCUCCCGACCUGUACCCAGGGAGCCCUCCACCGCUAUCAGCUAGAAACUCACCGCCUCAGCAAACCCGUUUACAGGGUCUUUCAGCUUCUCUUCCGUCUGUCCCGUGGGGUGCACCGCCUGUAAACAAAAAUCUACCUCCAGCACCCCCGAUUUCUGCCGCCCCACAGUCGUCAAGGAAACUUACGAGUCCCUUCUCCUGGCUGUCUAGGGGGAAUACGAAGGAUAACAAGAACACAGCCACCACGAAUGGAAACCGAAGAAACACAGGAGCUUCGGUGUCUACAGUCAUGAGCAACUCUGAGCAUCUAGGCCGACUUCAAGAGGGUAGUGAUGGAGAGACUGGAAGCCUGGACUCUAGGGGCCAGAUACGCAACAGUUUAAAGAAUCAGUUCAAACUACUGAGAUUGCAGGAUGAAGGUACGCCUCCGGGAACCGAUGACCAGGCCAGCGUUACAUCUGGCGAAGGAAAAGGGUCUCGUUCGUCUGUUGGUAGCCCAGGUCUUGAUCCCGGUGAAGCUGCCACCUUUGCGGCCCCGUUACCGUCUCCAACGGCAACAUCUCCACUUCCAUCGACCAUAAACCCCGAAUUACCACCUGGGACUGUGUCCGGAUUUUCAACCUCUGCUACAGAUGCCUCGGUGCCCGUUGAUUGGGAGCUCUGGCAGCAGGUUGUGAACAAUGGUCCAGAUGCCUUGGCUGGAGAGAACUCGGAGAAAUUAAACGCAGCUAUAAAGAGGGGCAUACCCCAAACGAUCCGUGGUGUUAUUUGGCAGGUACUUGCCGAUAGUAGGAAUCCCGAAUUGGAACACGUAUACCGGGAGCUUUGUUUGCGUGGCACAGACAAGGACCCAGGUCGAAGUCUCGGCUCGCCUUCCACGGUAUCCAUUAACGGCCAUUCGGCAGGAAGCCCGAAGGAGAGAGAAUCUAUUGCAUCUUCCCGAUCCUCAAUCCGCUCCGACAAUUCUACACAAGCUACAAGCUCUGUCCAUGGAACAGCCCCCGGAUCUGUCACCGAAAAGGAUACCGAAGCAAUAGCCAAGGCAAAAGCUGCUCUGGAGGCUGAACGUAAAAGACGGUCAAAGGAAGAUGCAGCUGCGCUACAAAAGCUGGAAAAGCAAAUUCGUCGAGAUCUUGGCUCUCGGACCAGUUAUUCAAAAUAUUUCAUGUCGCAACGCAACCAAGAAGGCUUGUUCAAUAUUUGCAAAGCCUAUGCUCUUUAUGACUCGGGUGUUGGUUAUGCUCAGGGCAUGAACUUCAUUGCCAUGCCCCUAUUGUUUAAUAUGGACGACGGAGAAGCAUUUACCCUUAUGGUAAAACUCAUGAACAAAUACGGAAUGCGAAACAUGUUUAUUCAGGACAUGCCCGGUCUUCAUCUACAUCUCUACCAAUUCGAACGCUUGUUGGAAGAUCUACAGCCGGCUCUUGCUUGCCAUCUCCACCGACGAGGUGUUUCCCCAGGGCUAUAUGCCACACAGUGGUUCCUUACUCUUUUUGCCUACCGCUUCCCAUUACAGCUUGUGCUUCGUAUAUACGAUUUAAUAUUCGAGGAAGGCCUUGAGAGUACAAUCUUGCGAUUUGCUGUCGCCAUUAUGCAACGAAAUGCUGAAACACUGCUUACAAUGAAUGAUAUGACAGCAUUGACCAAUUUCGUAAAAGAAAAGGUCUUCGAUGUAUACAUUGAUCAACAGCCAACUCCCAGCUCGAUCCUUGAAUCCGGAUUCUUCGGCAGUUCCGGAGCAAAUGACAAGGAAAUUUACCGUGCCGACAUAAUGGUUGAAGAUGCUUGUGCCAUCAACCUUACACCAGAAAUGUUGAAGACUUACACCGCAGAAUGGGAACAGAAAACUCGGACAGAAAAAGAGCUAGCAGAUGAACUAGAAAACUAUAGACAUACAGUCUCAAGUCAAGCUGCUCGCAUACGGUCACUGGAAGAACACGCCGAAAAGUCAGACAAAGAACAUGUUCAGAUAGCGUCCGAACUAGUUCGUAUCAAAGUCGAGAACGAAGAACUCAAGGACCUGAAUGAAAGUAUGAAGGUCGAGGUGAUAGAGCUUAAAUCGGUUGUAGAUAAACAGCCCGCGGAACUCGAAGAGAAGCUCAGGACCGAAAUGGAUCGCAUAAUGCAGCGGAACAUCGAGGUGCAAAACGAGAACCGAUCAAUGGAGGAGCAAAUGGCUGAGAUGGAGAAGGACUUGGUCGAAACUAAAAUGAAAUGGGCAGAGGUUCGUUAUUUUCCAUCUUCGCAGCCAUCCACGUCAUAUCCCUUCGCGAUACCCGACCCAGAAUCCUAA